GACACACAGCGUCGUCUGUCACUGUUACAGUAAGGAAGCCGCAAGCACGAUAUAGAAGCAGGUGUGCCCUCAGGAGUGUCUGGGAUGUCGGUAACGGUGGCCAAAAACAAGGGGGUGACGGUGGUCACCAUCGCAGCCAACGGAGACAGCACUUGUCCAGCGCUGUGGGAAAUCUUUAAAGCUCUUUGCUACAGCCCGGCAUGCUGCUCCGUGUCCCCAGAGAUGCUGCACGCCUGUGUGCCGGCUGCUCUCGGGACUCUACAGAUCAUGGUGGGCCUCUUCAACAUUGGACUGGGGCCAGGACGCACAAGCACACAUCCUGACGAUUUGGCCAAUUUGGGAGCUGCUUACUGGCUUGGUGGUGUGUACAUCCUUUCAGGCAUCUUGUGCCUUUUGGCUGGAGUGUAUCCUUCCCCUUGCUUGGUGGGCUUCACCGCGUUCAUGAACAUCGUCGGCACUAUCUUUGCCAUCACUGGCAUUGUGCUGUAUGCCAUCGACCUGAGCGAGGACUCUCUCACCUGGAUGUGCAGGUCUUGGAACUACUACAGUGAUUAUGGUUAUGGUUAUGGUUAUGACGGAUACUAUCGCAGAUACGAGACAGACACAAGUGCAGAAAAGGCGAUGCAACUGAAAAUGAAGCAGCACUACGAAGACAACUGCGACCGUGUGGUGUUCUUUGCCCAGAGGCUGCUGAUGUCCAUGGACAUCACCCUGAUCAUCCUGGCCGUUCUUCAGCUGUGUGUCAGUGUGAGCGUCGCUGCUCUCUGCAUCAAGGCUUUGAUCAGACGUGUGGGGAGCAGUGGAGAGGGGGGCCAGGAUGUGGAGCGGUAUAAGCCGCUGCUAAAGGACAUCACCAUCACCGCUUAAAACACACCGCCCUACUGAACUUUACGUCAUGGUGUACUACAAAGGCAUUAUAUUAUAAAUAGCAAUAUCCCUCCAUAUCAUCUUCUCUUACGCAAUGAUUUGGGGACAGAAUCAUCUGGGUUUUCUUUUCUUUUCUUUUAUCUAGGUUUACACCUAUGUAUUAUUUUUCCAAACUGCAUUAUUUUGUGAUGAUAUAUAUAUAUAUAUAUAUAUAUAUAUAUAUAUAUAUAUAUUAAUUAUAUGUAGGUCACGGAAUUCAUGGAGUGUCAUAGUUCAUGCAUCACAGGGCUUUGUAUAGAAAAUUCUCACUCUGGAUCAAUGAAAUUGGUAUUUCACAAUGUUUAAGUUUGUCGAAUGUUGAAAUAUUUUCCACUGCAGUAGCAUGGGAAUGAAUU
Messenger RNA from Myripristis murdjan (pinecone soldierfish), 1262 nucleotides. RefSeq lists its product as uncharacterized. Lineage: Eukaryota; Metazoa; Chordata; Actinopteri; Holocentriformes; Holocentridae. The record is from RefSeq and is a predicted model, not a curated record. The transcript is spliced from 7 exons. Bases 85 to 867 code for a protein of 260 amino acids. Gene Ontology annotation, cellular component: membrane.